GCCGGUCGUUCUGUUUUUAUGUUAAUGCAGUUUUGCUGAAUACGACUUAGUAAAAUGCUAAAUAGCAGCAGAAUUUAAAUUAGGUCCAACUGUGACGGCCGAUUGUUUAAAUCGGACGGGCAAUUUUUUGAAUUUAUUUGGCCGCUAGUUAGAAACAAAAAACAAGCCCUAGUGCUGGUUAGGGUAGCUCAAAAUCACUCGCUUUGAAUAAAAAACUGCUGAUCCAAAAUUGCAGUGAAAUUGAUUGUGGACGAUUUUACCUGGAGAUAACGUAAUUUUUACUUAUUAUUUCUGGUUGUAUUACCUAUCUUAUAUCUUUAAUCUUUUUGGAGCUAUUUCAGUUACUGUAUUAAUAGCACACUUGGUUGGCUACGUUUCAAAAUUUUAUAUCCUUUGUUUUUUCUCGCUAUUUAUUUGGUCCAUUGAAAUUGGCGAAAUCAAAUAAACGGAUAUUUUGAAUGGAUUCUUUGUUGGUAUUUUCCUGAAUGUUUCCCAUUUUUUCAAUGAUGUAUCAUUUGCUUAAAGGCUGUUUAAAACGUCAUUACAAUCAUUAUGCAUGCUACAAGUACACCUUUUAGACAUUACCAAUUCAUUUCCCACUCUUCUGUUUUAAUAACUCUCAAUAACGAGAUGUGUUCCUGAAGUUGUUAAAAAAGGUGAUUUCAUUGAUCGAAUGCGAGGAAAACUUCAUUGUUCGACACAGCAAUUAAAACCUCGGUUCUGUUGAUAAUUAUCCUCAACGAGUUAUAAUGAGCUCCGGCUAAAAUCAUCAUUAGUCCAAUACGAAAAAAAAACAUAGAUGCAAACUCGUUUGAAUGAGUUAUGAAAAUCGUUUAAUAAAUUCAAAUUUUUUCACUGCAGUACGGAUUUAAAAUUACAGAUACUUUGCAUCACUCAACGGAGGAGCGUAGGACGCUUAAUUACUUACAGUAUACAGUUAAAAUCAUUAUUAAUUAUCACAAGGUUACGAUUUGCAAUGAAUCAGAAAGCAAUAUCUAACCACUUUUUUCUUGCCUUCGUUACAGCUAUGCUGUGCAAUGCCGCUUCAAUUGUUGGUCAAAAAAAGCUUAACUUGCCCGAAAAUUCUCCAAUUGGGUUUCAACUUAGUUCACUUCGAAAACUCGACAUAUACGCUUCGAGUAACCAAGAAAUUCUGCUAGACCCUUCUGAGCCUUUCAAAAUUUCAAAAGACUCAAAAGGUGAAUUGUAUUUAGCUGUUGCGAAAUCCAUUGACCGGGAGGACUCCUCGUUGUGUAAACUAUCUCGACAAGAUGACUUUAAGUGCAUUGUAAACUUGGACGUGAUUUUAAUAUUUGAUAACGGAAUCCCAGAAAGUCAUCGGGUUAAUGUUUUCGUCGAAGACCAAAACGACAACGUGCCCCGUUUUGACGAGAAACAGCAUUUCAUAUCUGUUCCAGAAAAUGCCGACCCUUCCAAUAGUGCUUUUAGUAUACCAUACGCUACGGAUGCAGACUCUUCUGAAUACGCCAUACGAAGUUACACCUUAGAACCCACUGACAACUCCUACUUCUCUUUGAAGGUAUCGGAGAGAUCGGACGGUGUCCUAAUUCCGAAGUUGCUGGUCGGCCGUAAUCUGGACUUUGAGGAGCAAAGUAGCUUUAAACUGACCUUAAUUGCGAAAGAUCCAAUGAACGAAGGGUCCAUGGAGAUAAUUGUGUCGAUUAUUGAUAUCAACGACAAUACUCCUGUUUUCGAACAGUCAGAACAAGCUGUUGAGAUUCUCGAGAAUGACCCAAUUGGUAAAGUGGUGCUCCAAGUUCAAGCUAAAGACGAAGAUUCGGGUAAAAACGGCCGAAUAUUUUAUCGUUUUGCGGAAGAAACUUUGCCUGAAAUUUUGGAGUAUUUUACUAUUGACGAGACCACGGGUAAAAUUGUUUUGUCAAAAUCACUCAAAAGUCAGGGAGGUCAAACGUUGUCAGUGCAAGUUGAAGCUCGUGACGGAGGAGUACCACCUUUCAAAGAUUUGAUGACAACUGAAUUUGUCAUCAAAGAUGUGAACGACAACAAACCAACCAUAUCUUUCAACCCUAGAAGUUUCUGGGAGGUUGAAGGCCAGGAAAUCUACUUCUCUGAAAACGAGGACCCGAGAAUGAUAGGGUUCUUUAAAAUAACCGACGAAGAUCCCGGAGUUUUUGGGAAAACCCAGAUGGUGCAACUAAACGGAACUAGCUUCUUCACUCUGCAUAAAAUCGGGACUGGCAUGUACUCGUUUUCGACUACACAGACGUUCGAUCGAGAAGAACAAGGUGCUUACUGGGUGAAAUUGGAGGCUUCUGAUUGUGCCGUGGAAGAGUGGGAUCCGGAAUACAGAAGCUGCACCCCUCUGAAGACAUCCGAAGUGUUUCAAUUCAAUGUCGGAGAUGUAAAUGAUUUCAAGCCUCGAUUUGAAAAGUACCGAUACAACUACACUAUUAUUGAGGAAACAGAGCCCAAAAUUUUGGAUCGAAUCGUGGUCGAAGACAUGGAUUUCGGAGCCAAUGGGACAGUCAAGUUUUCAAUCCACUCUCUUCAGCACGAGAAGUGGUUCCACAUAGAUCCAGACACUGGAGUUUUCAAGAUACUGAGAAAACUGGAUCGAGAGAUUCUGGGGUCAUCUGUCAAUGUCACUAUCAAGGCAUACGAUUUGGGAUCCCCUGCCAAAAUGUCUUACAAGCUAUUCGAGAUCACACUAAUUGAUAUCGAUGACAACCAGCCAAAAUUCAACCAAUCAAGUUACAAGUUCGACAUCCUUGAGGGUCGUGGGAUCGGUUGGGAGGUGGGACGAGUCACCGCUGUAGAUCCCGACAUUGACGGGUGUGUUCGCUAUUAUGCCGCAGAUGAUGACAUAUACAAGGCCAUUUUCAAGGUCAACGAGACGACGGGUGUAAUUAAGACAUUGAGGGAUUUUGAUUACGAGACUGAAAAGCAGAAGGAGUUUUAUUUUGAGAUCCUGGCCAAGGCGUGUAAGAAACCAGAGCAGGUGGCGCUUGCGAGAGCGAACAUCCAGUUGAUUGAUGAAAAUGACAACAGCCCUCAAAUUCUCAAACCAUUGCCGAACGAGGAAUUCUCAAUACCCUGGGAUGCAAACCCGACUUACAUUGUCACCCAAAUCCGAGCAGUAGACGACGACUUCGGGCGAAACGCGAAGCUCACAUAUCACAUUUCGGACUCUGCCAAGAUAUUCGGAGUAGAUCCCGACCAGGGUUCAAUCAUAGUAAAGAAACACGAAAUAUUCCGCAACAGAGAUCGGAAAAUCAAAGUAGAAAUUUGGGUUUCGGAUAAUGGGUUGGAACGCAAUGAGAGAAGGCAAUGGAAUUUUAUCUAUUUGGACGGUAACGAGACUUUAUUCAACCACACUUCACUAGACGAGACGAGAGUAGCUUUUCUGCCGACUGUGCCUCGAUUCAUGAUCUACGCCGUGUGCACGAUCGCAGCAAUAGUAGUCCUUAUAAUCGUCGUCUGGCUCGUCCUCUUAAUCCGACUAAGAUCUGCCCGAUCCACCCGUGCCUCCACUGUCAAGGCCCAGUACUCAGCAGUAGCCGGAGAGGCUCAACUACACCGCCACCACCCACAUCACAACCAGUACACUUUAAGCAACGGAACUCUAGCAAGAAGUCAGUCGCCUUUGGGAGGCAGUCUAGCUAGUUCAGGUCAAGGUGCGUUCCUGAAAAGUUCCUACCCUUCUCCGGACGCGGUUGCCGGUGGGGAUUCGGUAUCCCGUGGAACCCCAAGUCCAGACGACAAUAACAGUGGAAGGGUGCAGGGAGGCAAUGGGACUGUAGCUAGCAGUUCUCUGCAUAGUAGUCAGCUGAGCACUUUCAAUGAGAAAGGGGGACUGUUGGCUCCCCAUCCGAACCCGGCCGGAAACGGGAGGUAUUCUGCAAACAACACUAUUGAUGGUCGAGGUUUCGACAGCGGUAGCACUCUGGACAGACGUCGCAACUACAAUCCCCAGUACAGCGGCGUUGGACCCCCAGGAGUAGCAAGUGCCCCUCCUCAUCCCCACCAGAUGAUUCACUACCCCUCUCGAUCCUGUCAUCCCUCCAUGUCCUCCCCACCCCCUCAGUACCCUGCACCAGGAGUACCCGCAGGAUACCAACCCAAUGUACAAGGCGAUGACUUGUCCGCUUUCCAGAACAGGUAUGCUGUGGGAGGACCCCAAAUUCCCUAUGACAGCCGAUAUGCCCCCAGUGGCUACGAAAGUCGCACUCCUCAAACUCUUCGCAAUAAUCACCACCAGACAUUUCACCCGAACAGAAGUCCCCCAGAUGGUGAGCAAAACAUGAACAAUAUCUACGCCACCAGCGGAAGGGGUCAGAAUAGUUCAGCCACUCCUGCACCUGGAAAAAACAACUGGAACAACAACCACGUAGACGACAACUCCUCCUAUGGCAGACCAGUUCCAGGACUCUUGCAUGUCGGCAAACCACCCGCAACUAAUCCGACAUCCGAAACACCUCCUCUAUCAAGUCCAAGGAAACAAAAACAACCCUCCCCAGCUAACUCUUCAAUCAGCGAGGGCGACGAAGUCUCACCCGAAGUCCCCCCUCGACCCCAAAACCCUUCCCAUCCCAAAAACUCAAGUUCGCGACCCGGAGCAUGGAAUCUGCCGAGUGAAAACUCGUUUCGAGCUGGCGGAGUUGUUAACAGUCCGACAAAUAAUUUUCAACCCGAAUCGCAAUCUCCUUUAGAAGCGCCCGACUUGUGCAAAGACGUUAGAAAUAGUCUGGAAAGGAGUCAAAGCUCUUCGGCAAAAAAUUCUCUCAAACGACAGCAAAACGAGAACGGCGAGUCACGAAUAGCUCAAGUUUAGCUUAACGCGCUGUGCUAUUUUAUACAAGCUAAAAUAAGCUAUGCAAAAAUAUAAUCAUUAGAAACGUCAGAUUGACAAUUUUAUGGGCGAGGAUUUUAUGUCGGAUAUGAUGAUCUUACAAGUUCGCUUCAAGCAAGAUAAUCUUAAUUGUAAAUUUAUAAUUUUUUGUAUUUUGCAAACCGUUUUGUAUUUAUGUUCGUGUAUUGAUUUAAUCGUUGAUUUUAGU
Symsagittifera roscoffensis is the source of this 5039-nucleotide messenger RNA. Its product is annotated as protocadherin-1-like. NCBI's taxonomy places the organism in Eukaryota, Metazoa, Xenacoelomorpha, Acoela, Convolutidae. Gene Ontology annotation, molecular function: calcium ion binding. Gene Ontology annotation, biological process: homophilic cell-cell adhesion. The transcript has 9 exons. The coding region runs from base 977 to 4813 and encodes 1278 amino acids. Gene Ontology annotation, cellular component: plasma membrane. The record is from RefSeq and is a predicted model, not a curated record.